Messenger RNA from Centruroides sculpturatus (bark scorpion), 2391 nucleotides. RefSeq lists its product as uncharacterized. The transcript has 4 exons. Bases 1 to 1938 code for a protein of 645 amino acids. Gene Ontology annotation, biological process: superoxide metabolic process. Gene Ontology annotation, molecular function: metal ion binding. Lineage: Eukaryota; Metazoa; Arthropoda; Arachnida; Scorpiones; Buthidae. The record is from RefSeq and is a predicted model, not a curated record.
AUGUGGAAAUUAGUGGUUGAUGUACGGAGCUGGUUGCGUACGGCAAAAAAAUUUUUGUUUCACAAUUCGUCUGCAAACAAUCAAGAAUUGUCAUUCGAAGCUAAAUUGACCACAGAUUCGGUUGCGGACGAACAGAGAAGUGAUCGUCCAUUCACAUCACGAUUUGGCCAAACUAAUGGUGGAAGCUUAGUGGCACUCAUUAAUUCUGACGGUUUACAAGGCAACAUCGAAUUUUUCCCGGAUAAUUCCGGAUCCGGUGUUACAAUCCGAGUUUUACUUCACGGAAAUUCUUAUGGAGAAGUUUAUAAAUGGAUGAUCUAUCAAUUCCCAUUAACAGGAAGUACCCGGGAAGAUUGCAAAGAAAAAAAUAUAGGAAGAAGUAUUUAUGACUUCACUCCCAUUCAUGGACAUUUGAAAUCGGGUCAAGAUGCCAUGUUUUCAUCUAAAGUUAAACUAGAUGGUUCCGAUUCUAUAGUAGGACGAACUUUAGUAUUGAAAGGAGUCGAAAGAGGUCAAAUAGUUUGCGCUACUAUAAGACCCACAAGUAGAAUUAAGACCUACAAAGCCACUUUUUACACACCUCUCGGAGGAGAAGUUUUUGUACGACAAACUAAAUUUGGCACUUAUUUAUUUUCCAAUUUAUAUUAUGUAAAUGGAACUAGAAGGACAACCGCUCACGAAUGGUCUCUUGUAAGAACGGCAGAAACUGACAGUCUUCAAGACAGUCACCGGCACGAAAUUUCAAGAUGUUCUGGUCUUCUGUCUUCGACUUUUCUUCCAUCUUUUCCUCGAGAUACUAAUUAUUUAGCAGUUGGGCAUUCUCCUGGUGUAACAGCUGGUCUCACCUUUCAUAAUUUGGGAGAUGUUGUAACUUUAGAAUCCAUACCGGGAACCAUUUAUCUUCUUUUGUUUUCUGACAGCAAACCCGAACAAGUGAUAGCUUGUGGAAGAUUGUUACCCAUGGUUACAAAAAUAGCCAGUGCCAAAUUUAUUUCCAGCAUAUCUGGAGAAAUCAGUUUCGCACAGGAAUCGCCCAUCGAUCCAACUCUAGUGACAAUCGAUUUAGAUAAUCUUCGACAGAGGGCUUACAGUUUUGGCAUUGACGAUUUGCCAAUUAUUCAUCGUGGGAAGAAGUCGUUUUCGUGUCCAAACAUUGCAAAAGUCAUGUACAAUCCCCUGAAAGUACAACCGGAAAAUAUUCCCGAACCCGGUUCCGGUAGUAUGGAUCAAUACGCAGUUGGAGAUCUCAGUGGUAAAUAUGGCUCUUUGCAGAAUCGAAAGAAGCACUUCCUUCAAGUCUAUGACACGCAAUUGACUCUCUUCGGUAUCCAUAGCGUUAUAGGUAGAGCUUUAGUAGUCUAUUAUCCGGAUGGAAGCCCAUUAUCUUGUGCUAAUAUUGAAUUAAACGGCGAAACCGUCACUGCAUUCAGUACAUUUGUACACCCUGUACAAGGACAAGUCAUAUUUCGCCAAGCCAAAGAUAAUCCAAUGUCGGAUACUUCAGUUUACGUAGAAUUAUCUCAUUCGGCAAAUGAUGUAAAGUCAACCACGUAUAACCAUGGAUGGAACAUUGCCGAAAGAGCUGUAGAAACAGGAAACGAGUACAGUAGUACGUAUUGUGAAACUGCUGGCCCUGUUUACGAUCCAUAUUAUGUAGCUUCGGGUGGAUCAUACGCUUGCCAAUGCUCUCGAGAGAAUCCAUAUAGAUGCAAAUUAGGGGAUCUUUCUCACAAGAUAACCCGUCUUGAUGUUCCUAUUUACAAGUAUCUUGCCAACGAGAGUACAAUUGCAAGAUACUUUUUCACAACUUCCAAUGUUCCACUUUCUGGUCCAACAUCCGUAAUUGGAAAAUCACUGAUUAUAGAGGGAUCCGAUUUUGUAGAAUCGAGCAUUACCUGCGCUAAUAUUUAUGAAUAUAUAUCAAAAAGAUCAUUGUAAAUAUUGAAACCUUCGUAUUUUUCUCAAUAAUAUUCCAAAAUAUUCAAUUCUACGUCACCGUAUUGCUGUAAUUAUGAUAAUAGAUUAUAUUAAUCGUUUCAUAAUGGAUAUAUUUUAUUGAAAAAUUAGAUUUUAUUGAAGCAAUUAAUAAUAGAUUUAAUGUCUCCGUGUAUUAUUAUAUAAAUCUUAAUAUUUCUUCUAAAUUUUCAGUAAAAUAAUAUAAAUUCUGGUUAUCAAUUAGUUCAUUGAACUGAUGGACAUCAUUAAUAAUGUAAAUAAUGAUAAGUGGCAUAUAAUAUUAUAUAUUAUAUGAAGCUGUUAUUUCAAUUAGAGUAGUUUGCAAUAUUUUAAUUUUCAUUAAGAAAAAUACGCAUUAUAUAAUUACAUAAUUAUAUGUGAUUACCUUUCCUCUAUACACUAAUGCUUUGCAAUAUUAAUUUUCUUCUGUAGUAU